AUGAAAACUUUUUCUAUUAUCAUAACAUUUAUAACUCUAUUUCUCAUAACAUCAGAGGGACAUAAUCUCAGUUCAGCUGGUUAUACACAUCAAUUUUUGCAAAUAACAUCAAAGGAAAUAGAUCGUGAUAGUAACACCGAACCUACUCCAAUCGUACACAUUGUCUCCCAAGACAACUCAAAGAUCAGUGAUCAAAAGGUUGGUAGUUUUUUGAGAAAAAAGAUUUGGAAUUAUUCAAACGGAUGGAUGAGUUCGAAUGCGUCCAAUUUCUAUCGUCAAUUAAUUGAUAAUGAGAAAUUAAAUUUGUCUCGUAUUUGCGAUGUAAAUGAAUGCCAGAAUAAGUAA
Molecule: messenger RNA, 345 nt
Organism: Babesia microti strain RI
Lineage: Eukaryota; Apicomplexa; Aconoidasida; Piroplasmida; Babesiidae
Exons: 6
Coding region: 1-345 (114 amino acids)
Source: RefSeq, a predicted model, not a curated record